GCAGGACCGAUAGCAGUAAUAAAAACUCUAAUGAUCUUGCUAACUCUCUUGAUAAUAAUAAUCUUGAUGAUCCUGAUGAAGAAUAUGAACCUAUUGUUAGGCCUAGUAACUUCCUGAAUAAAGCAUAUCAUAUGCAGUCUUGCACAAAAAGAGUUUUAACUAGAACUAGUUUAUCCACAGAAAAGCAAAAAGAAGUUGGUAAAGAAGAAGCAAAAGUUGAUAAAGAAAAGCAAAAAGAAGUUGGUAAAAAAGGAGCCGAAGUUGAUAAAAAAAAGCAAAAGAAAGUUGGCAAAAAAGAAGCUGAAAUUGAUAAAGAAAAGCAGAAGAAAAUU
Molecule: messenger RNA, 332 nt
Organism: Racocetra persica
Lineage: Eukaryota; Fungi; Glomeromycota; Glomeromycetes; Diversisporales; Gigasporaceae
Source: the annotation of a GenBank genome assembly